UUUAUAAUUCCCAGGAAAAUUGUGCGAUUCGUAGUUCUGCGCAAUGUUGAUAUGCUAAAAAAAUAUCGUUUCGUCGCUUCCAGAAAGUGAUGCGCGCGCCUUUAGUGUUCCAUGUUUCUAAACAUGGCAGGUCGAAGUGGAUACGAUGAUGUUAAUCCCAGGGAUUAUGGUGGCGGCAGAAGAACUCUCGGUGGCCGCCCUCUUCCCACCGAGCCUCCAUACAAGGCUUACGUCGGGAAUUUGCCCUCUGGAAUCAUUCAAGGCGACAUUAAUAGGAUUUUUCCUGACCUAGCUAUCAAAAAUGUGAGGUUGGUGAUGGAUAAAGAGACAGAUAAGUUUAAAGGAUUCUGCUAUGUGGAGUUUGAAUAUCUCGAGGACUUGAUAAAAGCUAUUGAAAUGAACGGCGCUCUUAAUGUAGAUGGUAACUUUAUAAAAAUUGAUGUGGCUGAAGAAAAAAGAAGUGACCGGGGAGGUUUUGACCGCGGGCGACGAGACGGCGGCGGUGGUCGGGACGGUGGACGUGACGGCGGACGGGUCGGCGGCGGCGGCUUCAGAAGGGACGGCGGCGGCGGCGGCGGUGGCGGCCGCGGUACGUACGACCACUUCGACGGGCUCGACCGCCGCGCGCCCCGUCACCAGGGUGGAGGGCUCACACAUGAGCGCGAGCGAGGCGGCGGCGGCGGCGGCGAGCGCUGGGCGGAGGGCGGGCGCGGCUCGCGCGGCAACAGCGAGGAGCCGCGGCCCGCCGACUGGGGCCGCAUGGGCCGCGCCGCGCCGCCCGCGCCGCGCCAGCCGCCCGCGCGCAGGAACUUCGACGACAUGCCGCCUUCGCGCCCAGGGAGCUCGGACACGUCAGGCAGGCCCAAGCUGAAGCUGGAGCCGCGGACGGUAAAAGAGCCGGUGAACUCUCUGGCGUCGACCAGUCAGGCGCACUCGAUAUUCGGUGGCGCGCGGCCGAGGGAAGAACGACUCAAGGAACUGGCGGGCGAAUAAAUGCUCUAGCGCCUCCCUAUAAUACCGCGUACUCUCAUCUCCCGGUCCCGUGUGUAUAUGUAUCGUCCCGAAGCCCGAUCCUUAUGUGUGCCCCGAUAUUACAAGCAGUCUCUUGUCUCCCAUUCAAUGCAGUGCGAUUAAAUUGUAAAUGAACUGCAAACAUUUUGUUAGGUUAUAUGAGGUUGUAAAUCAUUUUUAUCGUAUAUUUUGUUAGCUUUAUUAUGUGUAUCGAAAGAUAGCUUCUUAUUGUUUUUGCGCCGGCCCCGGCUCGUUUUCGAGACCGGGGUCUGCGCGUCGCUUGAUUAAUCUGCAGUAUUUAAAUUGCUAGUAUGUAUAACAAUAACAUGAUUGUCUCAUUUUAAGAUUUAUCCGGGCUUGUGUGUACAUACGAUAUCGGCUCGCAUAAUAUUAAUUAAUUUUUCGAAAUUAGAGUUGGAAGAAAAAUAUUUUUUGUUCCUCAUUUUUGGGUUAUAUGUGUAUUGAAAUAUUGUAAUAAUUAUUUUAUUUUUACUAUAGCAUUGUGUCGAUAGAGGUUCGUAACCGAUUCUCUGUUGUAUUUGUUUUUUUUUUCAUUAUUAAUUGUUUAGUUUGUUAGGUCAUGAAAAUUAAUCAUUGAACGAGUAAUUAUGAUCAUAAUUUAAGAGUUGAGAUAAUAUGGUGAUGUAAUUACGGUGUCAUUAAUAAAAUUAACUUCCACGUACUUGAAUUUCUACUUUAUUACAUAAUUGUGUAAUGGCAAGUAACGUGGCCAAGAAAUGAAAAAAAAUCGCAAAAUUGUAACAGAACAUAGAAAAACGAAUAAAAAGUGAAUUCUUUGUAA
Messenger RNA from Helicoverpa armigera (cotton bollworm), 1813 nucleotides. It is a transcript of the gene eIF4H1, whose product is annotated as eukaryotic translation initiation factor 4H1. Bases 112 to 993 code for a protein of 293 amino acids. NCBI's taxonomy places the organism in Eukaryota, Metazoa, Arthropoda, Insecta, Lepidoptera, Noctuidae. The record is from RefSeq and is a predicted model, not a curated record. Gene Ontology annotation, molecular function: RNA binding. The transcript is spliced from 7 exons.